This is a messenger RNA of Cuscuta europaea, 2221 nucleotides long. NCBI's taxonomy places the organism in Eukaryota, Viridiplantae, Streptophyta, Magnoliopsida, Solanales, Convolvulaceae. The record is from the annotation of a GenBank genome assembly.
GAAAAAUGAAUUAUUUUGUUGUUUAUACUACCUUAAUCGUUCAUGUUUAUUUGUAAGGCUUCUUUUCAAGUUAGAGGGUUGUAGAAACAAAACAAAAGGCUAGAUACUAAAAAAAUACAUAUUAAAGAGGUUCAACAGGUAUCCAAGUCUUGGUGGAUGCCCAAGUCAAUGCCAAAGUAUUUCCAUGUGUUAUGUACUGCAGACUCUCAAAUGUCAGCCUCGCCUCUUUUUUCGCUACUCUCACGCCUCCAAAAUACUCUGCUUCCAACGUGUUAUCCUUCCCGUGGAUUUUUCUUGUAACAUAUAAACGGCCUUCAGAAAUUAUACUCCAAAGUAAGAAAUCAACAUCAACACUAACCCAAAAAGGCAUUGCAAGUGUGAGCUUCCUUAUAAUUGGUUAUUUGUACAACAUGGCCUGGGACCUCCACCAGCACCGAGUGCUCCCGGAAAAACAAUUGGAAAUUCCAUAUGGCAUGCAACAUUACCGCUCACUUUUCUUCUGGAAAAUUCCCUUCCAUACCCCGUAUUUAAUUUGGGGCUGUGUUUAGAAAUACGAGGGCUGUGAAUAGAAACUCCCUAAAUUUAGAAGAAUCGCAAAUUUCACCCUCCUUAGUUCCGGCCGGUAUUGCUACAGUCCUCCUUAUAAUUAUUCUUUAACUCUUAUUGAUUAGUUUAUUAAUAUACAGUUGUUUAUAAAUAUUUAGUCUUAUACGUACGUAGUAUUAUUAGGACUAUUAUACUUAAGACUUGCAUGACCUAAAAUUUUGGGGUAGAUUCUAAAGUACCUGGGCAAUCUUUGAUAUCCGCCUACCCCCACUCCCCCAGUCACUUGUUCCUUCUCUCAUUUCAAUUUUCAGUCACUCAAAGUUCUGAUUAUGGUGAAGAAAAACAAACGACCAUCUUCAUCUACUGGGAGUCCCAAUUCUUCUAAGAAAAGAAGAACUUCAAAAGAUUAUGUUGAGCCUCAAGGAGUCCAGGCUAUUCCACUCAACUAUGAAGAUAUGCCCUUGGAUCAUAAAAGAAAGUUUUUUGUAAACCAUGACAUGGGAAGUCAAAACAAAUACAUAGAGAUGCUUUGUUGGAUUAGGCAUAUGGGUUUCCAAGGUGGCACUGUUUUUGAAGAUGUUCCUAAUUUGAACUAUGUUGAGGGCAAGGGCUACCCUCUAGUGGAGGUUGAGGUUCUGUGUGAUGACCAUUCUGUCAAAUUUUUGAUCUCAAAAAAGAAUUUGUAUGUUGUUGCUUGGAUUGCUAGAAACAAGAAUUUUCAGUUUGAUCAAUGCGGAUUUCUAAUUAGAGGCUUUAGUUUGUUAUCAGGAUGGUAUGGGAAUUACACUUCUAAGGCGUGGGAAUAUGUUGGACCUAAACCCAUGCGGAAAGCAUUGAAGAGCUUAAUCAAAGACAAUGGUAUAGAUUCUUGCAUCGAGGCAUGUGAAGUUUUUUUUGUACAUUUGUCAGAGGCAGCUCGGUUCUAUCCUAUUCAAGCCCUUGUCUCUUCCACCCUAACACCGAUUGUAGGUUCUUUUAUAAGCCCCACAUAUUCCGAUGAGCUGGAUGUUCUUGAAGGAGAGAAUGGGGAAACAAUUACUGACAAUAAUGAUGUCUUUACUCUAGUCAAGGCUGCGGGGCCAAUUGACUUAAAAGCACGAGUCAAAACUCCUGAUGUGGUUGAGCAUCUCCUCAAAAACUAUAGUAACUUGAGCAAGUGUUGGUAUGUUUACGCACUAAGUGGGAAGAAAGUUUUCAGAAUGAGUCAAAGUGAUGUCUCAUAUUUUCAUAUGAAGACGCGAAAAAGCCUUAGGUGUACCCUUGCUGUACUAUGCGGUGUCAACUUGAACAAGAUACUAAAGGAGUGGAAGAAGUUGGCUGGAAGAUUUCCAAACUUCAAUAGGGAAGAUUAUGAGUUGAUGAGCCGGCGAGUCCGUGAGCUACAGGAGGAGGAAAAAGUUUUUGUAAAUUGACAAUCAAGUAGGGAAGGAAGAAGAUACAUGUGGUUGUGUUCCCAGAAAGUGGACAGAAGUUUCUGUAUGUUCCCAGCAGCAACCUGAGGCUCCAGGGGACGAAGAAAUUGACCAGCAGCCCAAGAAGCAGAAGAGAUGAAGAAAAGAAUGAAUUUUCCCUUUCCCCUAUUUUGAUUGGCUGGCAUGCGUGCCUGAUUUGGGCUGUUGAGCCAUGUGACAAACACUUUACAUUAUGGUUUUUGAAAUGUAUGUCUGUUGAUAUC